Magnolia sinica is the source of this 1193-nucleotide messenger RNA. RefSeq lists its product as uncharacterized. The transcript has 5 exons. The coding region runs from base 210 to 869 and encodes 219 amino acids. Gene Ontology annotation, molecular function: pyroglutamyl-peptidase activity. The record is from RefSeq and is a predicted model, not a curated record. Gene Ontology annotation, cellular component: cytosol. Gene Ontology annotation, biological process: proteolysis. Lineage: Eukaryota; Viridiplantae; Streptophyta; Magnoliopsida; Magnoliales; Magnoliaceae.
UUCUCGGAAGAGUACAGAAAAGACAUUUAAAAAGAUGACGGAACAUAAGAAAUUUCAUCUAAAAGAACUACAUAUUCUCUCUGUCUCUCUGAAAAUCUAACCCUUUGAUACAAGGCAAGACAGAUUAUUGGCUGAUUUUCUGAGAUAAUGGGACGUUAAGAACAAUACUGCUACCGCAACACAUUGGUUAUUCAUAGGUUUUUAUUUGAAUGGGGUCAGAGGGGCCAUCGGUUAUAACAGUUCAUGUGACUGGGUUUAAGAAAUUUCAUGGCGUUGCUGAGAAUCCAACAGAAACAAUUGUCAGUAAUCUAAAAGAGUUUAUCCGGAAAAAGGGAUUGGCUAGGGGCUUGGUACUUGGGAGUUGCAAUGUUCUUGAGACUGCUGGAAAUGGGGCUCUAGCUCCCCUUCAUCAGAUCUUGGAAUCAGCAGUGACUGCAUCAGAUUCUGAAUCUUCAAAUGUCGGACGGGUUAUUUGGCUCCACUUGGGUGUUAAUAGCGGUGCAACAAGGUUUGCGGUCGAGCAUCAGGCGGUUAAUGAAGCUACUUUCCGCUGUCCCGAUGAACUGGGAUGGAAACCUCAGAAAAUCCCCAUUAUCCCUUCGGAUGGAGGCAUUUCACGGACACGAGAGACUUCUCUGCCCGUCGACGAGAUUACCAAGGCAUUGGCGAAGAUGGGUUAUGAAGUGAUGUCUUCUGAUGACGCUGGUCGGUUUGUAUGCAAUUACGUCUACUACCAUUCUCUCCGGUUCGCAGAGCAACAUGUUAUCAAAUCUCUCUUUGUACAUGUCCCCCUCUUCUCAACAAUACACGAAGAGACUCAAAUGCAGUUUGUCGCUUCCCUGUUGGAGAUACUCGCUACCUUAAAUUAGUACACAUUCUGAGCCUUUUGAGUCCCCAUGUGAAAGUGCUUUUUCCUAGAGGACUGCUAAGUGGGCCGCACGGAUCAAAUGCAAAUAUCCAUUGGAGGUCUCAGCUUAAGCAAUUUUUAAGAAGGUAAUCGUGCAUGGUGGAUACAGGUUCACGCCCACAAUGUCGGUAUCUCUGUGUUUGUGCAUGAACCUCUUGGUCAUGUAUGUAUGUGCAGAUGGGUGUAUAAGCACAUUCAUGCAUGUAUGCAUGUAUUUGUGGAUGGACUGAUGGACUUGUGAUGAAUAAAUUAAUAAAUUAGGUAAGGGGAUUUGAAGGUUUAAGGA